Venustampulla echinocandica is the source of this 3726-nucleotide messenger RNA. RefSeq lists its product as uncharacterized. NCBI's taxonomy places the organism in Eukaryota, Fungi, Ascomycota, Leotiomycetes, Helotiales, Pleuroascaceae. Gene Ontology annotation, molecular function: SUMO ligase activity; zinc ion binding. The coding region runs from base 1 to 3726 and encodes 1241 amino acids. The transcript is spliced from 2 exons. Gene Ontology annotation, biological process: protein sumoylation. The record is from RefSeq and is a predicted model, not a curated record.
AUGCGCAGACCCCCAGAUAAGGAUCGAAUUCGCAACGCGGUGCUCUCCGAGCGCGAUGUGGUCUCCUCGAAUGCCACCUUGAACGCGGUUUUUGGAGGAGCUCGACAGAAGUCGUGGAUGGUGGCAGCGGGAACCCCAGUCCGCCCCAGUCCGCGCCCCGGUCCAUCCAAGCCCGAAUCGUAUCAGGGCCCUUCGGCGCAGAGGCCAGGGUCGGGAGUGUUACCGUCGCCAGCUCCGAGUGACGAGUCCAGCCCAGCGCUCUCUGGCGCCCUCGCGAGUGGCCUGGCUUCCAAUAAUCAUAAUCAGAGGCAAACAUCUGCCCAUGAAAACUCGCGUGCGGUUGCGAUUAAUAGAUCUGUGGGGGUUGGAUCCCCGUCUGGCACUGCGAGUAGCCUUCAAGCUGCAGUUUCAUCGCCGCAUUCACCGUCACGACAACCUCAGCAGCAAGCUCAGCGACAACAAGAAGCCGAGCCUCAACCUCAACCUCAGCCCCAACUUCAGCUGGAUCCCCAAUAUCAGGCUCGGGGCCAAAAGGGCCCUCCCAUAAUUGCCUCGCCAACUUCAAGCGUUACGACCGCCAACGCGGCGAUCCCUUCCUCAAUAUUAGAUCAUACAGACGGGCCACACAAUGCGUGGUCUCCACCAGAAGUAGAGAUAGGAGGCUCUCGGCCGGAACGUCAAAUUCUUUCUCCCUCUCCGCUUACCUCUGAAUGUUCUCCCUCUCCACCGCCGGACAGGCAAGCAGGCCAAGCAUUACCCAAUAGUCAAGCGCAGCAAGGUGGUCAUCAACCUACGAGUCUAGACGGAUCCAAUAUCAUGUCCCAAGGGUGGCAAGCUUUCUCUCGACCCUCCCCUUCGACUGUCUUGCCUAUUUCCCAAGCUUCUUCGAGCCCACCGAUACAUUCAUCUACUCUACACGAACAUCAGCGAACAACUGACCCCGCCCUCCCGUCACUGAGACCGCUGAAAGGUCGAAUAGAGCAACAUAUCGAAUCUGUUGGUGGCAGAGAGAAUCUCAAUAAUGGUUUGGAAAGGCCACGAUUUCAACUCCUGCAGGACGCUUGUUGUAAAGAAGACUACUUCUACAUCGCGCUACAUCAAAUAUUUUGCACCUGGGACCUGCCUGGCCCUACUCGGGUCACGUCCAUUCCAGACUUUCCAAGUUCCAAGAUUUUAUUGACUUCAUUCAAGACACUUGGUAGUCUCAUUCGUGAGAAUGAUGGAUUGGCACCUAAUCAUAAAAAGUGGUUUGCACAGUUCCCGGGUCCCAUAGAAAUGUUAAUGAAAGCCUCGGAACCUUAUCGCCGGAACGUCGUAUAUGUGGGCAUUUUUCUCAGAACAUUACCUGCAGAGUGGAGGUCGUUGGCAGCAGCUUGUGCCAAUCGCGGCUACCCACCACUGGUUGAUGAAUUAGUGUCUCGCCUGGGAGUCUUAUCUCCGAUCUUACAGGACAUAAUGUUUACAGCUGCCCAGCGCAACCUAGCACUCGACGACGGUGUGCUCGGAGUGAAGAUUGUGGAGGUUUUCAAAAGAGACCGCCGGGAAUGGGAUGCUCUCCGUGCUCGAUGCCAUACUUCAAACCCACCAAAGGCAAACGAGCAAUCGGAUCGAAAUUUCCUAAUUGGGAACGAAUAUCGUAAACUUGUUGGCCAUAAGUUCCAUCAGCAGGGCCAUCCAACGGCAACUGGUAGGAGCCCUCUUGUUACUCGGAUUCCAACGCCCGUUCAUAGUAGCGCUUGUGUCCAGUCUCCCACAUCAGCUACCUCGCUAGGUGCCCAAACGCCAGCUAUCGGCCCGUGGUCGCAGAAUAACCCAAAUCCUAGCCUUAACGCACAUUGGGACUCAGUGCCGCAGGUUCCUCAAACAGGCGGCACCACUACAAAUGAUCCUUCAAUUAUUCCCAUUUCUGGAUUUGCACCCGGUAUAUUGGGCCAGCACGCUUAUACGGAUUUGUCAAGCCCAUCACCCGUGCAAGGACUCUCUGUACAGUCUCCUGUUCAGUUAUUUCACCCAGAUUUGAGUAGGAACGAUGGCCAAGUGGAAAUUGCCCGGGACGCAACCAGCAUCAUUCCUUCUAAUUCCAACGGACCUAUUCGUUACUCUCAAAUCCAAAAUUCCGAUCCAAGAAUGGAACAGAUGCAACAACUGUUUGUCCUCCAACAGCAGCAGCAGCAGCAGAAUGCCGCACGGCAAGCCCGGCAACACCUGCACAGGUUGCAACAGCAACAGCAACAACAGCAGAACGAGCAGGUUGGAGUGGGACCGCAGUAUCCGCAACACCAGUAUCCGCAACACCAGAUACAGCAAGUUCAGUUCUCGAACCCGACUCCAGAGAGACGUGGCACAGCCCCUGCGGUUGUCUAUCAACAGGCUAUCAACUCCAGAACGACUACUCUCCCCAGUAAUGAUCGACGAGCCACUGAAGUUGCCCCGUGGCCUCGCCCAGCAAUGCCAGGUCCUCCAGGUCUUAUGGCAGGGCAGGUCACCAGUAGUACUCGCCAAAAGCCAAAGCACCACCUCGAUCGCCCACUACUUCCCCCACUGCCGGCGGUACAGGCAACGUAUCCAGCAAACCCGAGUGUGUUUGCUUUACACCAAGCUCAUCUUCGGAGCCCAAUUCUUGCUGUCCCUGACAUUUCUUAUUUGGAGAAGGCUCAAGAUGACCCGUCACGGAGAUUUUAUCAAACCGUGAAGGACCUCAGUUUCGGACCCACCAAAAUCCUCGAAGACAGCCGGCUAACGGAGUUCGACUUUAAGUUAUCGGCGGACGAGCUUGCUCUAAUUCCGAGGGACGUCUUCACUGGGAGCGGGAAGCUGUCGAUGCGGGAGCUCAAACGAGGAUCGCUUCAGUAUCGAAUGCGCUGUAUCCAGCCGAAGUUAGAUAUACCUCUAAUUUCGGUCGCAGACUGGAUAGUAAGCGAUACUUCAUGGCCUGAAAGUUGUUUUUUAUCACUAAACCAAGCACCGUUGGAGAUAAGGCGCAAAACCCACCAUGGAAAGGACCUGCCCAUUGACAUUACGCAACAUGUUUUGGCUUCUGGAGAUGGUGCCGCAAAUCACAUCGCAGUAGCUAUUCCUCUAUGGACAAAAAGCAUGAAAGGCUCUAUCUUCGUCGCCAUCGAACGAGUUGAGCUCCUCCAGCACGGACAGAUCAUGGAUAUGUGUCUCCGGCAACAACGGAUACCGUAUUCACAAACUCUAGAUGCUAUUAAGACGAGCCUUGCCCCAAAAGAUAUCGACGAGGACUUAGCGAUCGUGGACAGCGACCUAGUACUCGGCCUUGCGGAUCCAUUCACUGCCCGGGUUUUCGAAAUCCCAGUCCGAGGUAGUAGUUGUUUGCACCAUGAGUGCUUCGACCUUGAAACCUUCCUCAUGACUCGCUCUGGCACACCUAAGCGACCACAGCAGCCCUGCAUGGCAGAUGUAUGGAAAUGUCCAUUGUGCGGAAAGGAUGCCCGUCCCUAUAGUCUACGGGUUGAUGAGUUUCUAAUGUCGGUGAGAGCAGAUUUAACAGUGCGGAAUGAAUUGGAUGUGAAAGCUAUUUUGAUUUCACCAGACGGGAGAUGGAGAUCAAAACCAGAACCACAAGGCAAGCGAAAAGCGACGGAUGAACCUGACGAUGACUCGUCCGAAGACGAAAGGGUCAAAAAGAGAGAUAUUUCUGCUAUCGCAAUGCAGCAGAAUAAAAACAAAAUGGUGGAGGUGAUUCAGCUAGAUGAUGACUGA